CAGGUUUCGUCAUCCUUAAAUCAAGAAACAGAGAAAUUGGCGAAAUGUGAAAGACGUUGCAACGAGCUAGUCACGCAGCUACAAGAGGUUACCAAUCAGCUUGAAGACAGGAAGCAUCAGAUGAUCAGCUUGAAAGGUGAGCUGGGCCAGAAGAAUGACCAACUGAUUGAGAAAGAGAGGGAGGUGAUGGAAUUGAAAAGAGCUCACACCAAUCAACAGCCAUCCGAUGAUAAUCAGGAUGAAAGUACUGAAAUACUUGCUUUGAAGACGACGGUGACAAGCCUGCAAAACAUAGUGAACCAGAAGGAGGAGACAAUCAGUCGUUACCAGACGCUGCUGAAGGAAGCGCGUGAGGAGCACAGCACCGCCAUUCAAGCGAUGAGGCAGGAAAUGAACUCGCUCGAAGAAGAACUCAACAAGCAGACUAUUGCUGCUUCAAGUCGACUGAUGAUCGAGAAAGAGUCCAGUAGACCAGAACAAGUGAAAGUUCUUGUGGAAAAGUACCUGUGCCGAAUACAUGAGCUGGAAGAUGAAAUGGGACAAGCGAGGGACCAAAUCAAACAGUUGACGACUCAGCUGCACGACUGUCACAAGGCACUCUCGGCUCAGCACGAUUCUAUAAAACCAAUACCGGUGUCCCAGAGGUCCGAUAAACGAGUUGAAUACGUCCUAAAAAAGGUCGAUGAAGCUGAGGAAGAGUCAAACGAUGAAAAUAGUAGCGACAAGGACAAUAAAAAAGAUUACAGUGAUGAUGAGAGUGAAGCUACGGAAAGUGAGAAUGCCAAGGAUCAUGAUGGCAAGGAUUUGAAAAGAGAUUACAAUAUAUUAGCUGAUCAGUUGAGAGAUCAGAAUGAGCUGAUAGAGAAACUCAACAACACGAUUGCGGAAUUAAAGAAUAACAAAGGAGAAUCUGUAUCCAGAGAAAGACUAAGAUCAGAAUUGGAAAGAAAGAAAAGAAGAAUUGAGAUGCUGGAAUCAAAAGUUGAGGAGGAUAAAGUGGAAAUCAGUCGUCUCCGUCAUCAACUGACUUCUAGACCUACUCGGCCAGAAGGGGUUGGUUCACUAAAAGAAGAACAACUACUGAAACGAAUUAAAGCACUGGAAGAGGAUCUAAAUGAAGUUCAUCAAAAAGCAGAGAAAGAAAGAGAAAGCCACAGAAAUAAGUGUGCAGAAGAAGUGGAGAGGUGGCAAGAACGAAAACGAUGGCAAAGUAUCAACGAUAAACUGCGCAAUCAGGUAAAGACACAAUCCACUCAGAUUGAAACGCUCAAGUCGAGUCAGCAGCGAUUCAGGGACACAAUCACUCGCUUGGAGCGAGAACGAAACACUUUGGAGAGCAAACUCAAAUCGGUGAAAGGUUCAAUUCCAGCUCAGAGUCUGAUUGAAGAUUUGGAAAGAGAAGUGAAACAGUUGAAAGCUAGAAACGAGUUCUUGAAAAAGACCAGUGAGAUAACAUCCACUUCUUCCCUGUCUGAAGUUAUUGAAUGUCAACAGCGUAAAAUUGAAGCUUUGCAAAUCGCUCAAAAGGGUGAUUCAGCGUUAACCGAAGAAAUAGAGCGCCUCCAGGAAAGAAAAGGCCAACUACAAAAAGCAAACAUCCGUUUGGAAGGGGAGAAUUUGAAAUUGAAACUGGAACUUGAAAAACGACGAACUGUGCAGCUUGAUUCUGAUGGUUCUCCUGAGAGUGAUGGAAGUGAUAGAGUUGUAUCCAGAGACGCAAGUACCGGUAGCAAAAAAUCAAAACGGAGCUACGAGGACUUAGAAAAAGCCGUCACCGUGCUUAGAAAAGUAGUUGAAAAAUUACAAAACGAGAAUAAGAGACUCAAAACAUCAGAAACUCAUCAAAUGAGGGAUGAUAAGGGAUACAUGGAGAAAUUACAAAUGGAGCUACAGAAAGCUCAAGAGAGUUAUAUGGAUUCACUUGAUAAAAUUUCUUCUCUUGAGGCUCAUUUGAAAAUGGAAAAAGAAAAUUAUAGAAUGGUUCAAGAACAACUUCUGCAAAAGGCAAGGCUGCUUACAAAGUGUAAAAUUCUUCUGGAACGAGCAGCAGUCCGUGAAAAAGCGCUCAAUGAACAGGUUUCUGAUUUGCAAAAAUUGAUACCGCCGGAGUCACUUCAAGGGACUUAUCACAGUACCCUACAUUGAAUAUCAAUUUUGAAGUCACAAAGAGGAGGAUGGAGUAGCUCUCUGAUUCCAGUUCACUUAUUCCUUGUGCUUCAUCCACAUGCCACCACGUGCUUCAUUUUCAAGCAUUAAGAUAAAGAAAGAAUAUUAAGUCACUACUAGUCUCAAAGAAGUUAUUUUUCUAAUAUUAAUUGAAAGCGUAUUGUAAUGGAACUUUAAUUCACUAUUUUUUAUCUAGUCACAUUAUCUAGUCAUUCUAAAAGUAUACUCAUUUUCACUUCUGAAUAAUAAAUUUUGA
Nilaparvata lugens (brown planthopper) is the source of this 2422-nucleotide messenger RNA. RefSeq names its product centrosomal protein cep290-like. The record is from RefSeq and is a predicted model, not a curated record. Bases 121 to 2145 code for a protein of 674 amino acids. The transcript has 15 exons. NCBI's taxonomy places the organism in Eukaryota, Metazoa, Arthropoda, Insecta, Hemiptera, Delphacidae.